AUAGGUAGCAGCAUCAGUUCACCAGAACCAAUCCAAUACAGAAGAUGAAAACAAGCUAGUUUUCCUACAUCUGUGGUUACACUCAAGUGCCAAAGUGCAUCUUAAAACAAAAAGAGAAUCCUUAAAAAUUCGCGCUUCACUAAGCGAAAGCAAAUUUUUCGUGUAAAUCCCAGUCAAUCGAAGCUACUUCGUCCUUUUCCUUCAAAUUGAGUGUGUGCUUGUGUCCAGUGUUAUUGUUUGUGUGUGCUGUUUAGUUAAAGCUUAAGUUUUAAAUCGUCAUUCCUGAAGUUUGCCUUCCACGUCCAAAGUACCAACAAAAUGCCUCAAGUCAUCGAACAGUACACGCCGCUCCCGACUACCCUGGGAUGCAGCCCGAAGCUGAAGACGCUGCCGAAGAACCUGUACAACCAUCUCCGUGGCUUCCCGGUCGUUAAUGGAGAGGUGUCGCUGCUGUCGGACAAGGUGCGCCGCUUUGUGGAGGAAUCGGCCGCCAUGUGCCAACCGGACCGCAUCCACAUUGUGGACGGUAGUGAGAGCGAGUGCAGCACGCUCCUGAAAACCCUGCACAGCCAGGGAACGAUCAAGCCGCUGCCGAAGUACGACAACUGCUGGCUGGCCCGGACCAAUCCCGCCGAUGUGGCGCGUGUCGAAUCGAAGACGUUCAUCUGUACGGAGCGUCCGGAACAGGCGAUCCCAACGCCGAAACCCGGUGUCAACGGCAGUCUGGGCAACUGGAUCUCGCCGGCCGAUUAUGAGCGUGCGGUGAUGAACCGCUUCCCGGGAUGUAUGAAGGGACGCACGAUGUUUGUCGUGCCGUUCUCGAUGGGUCCGAUCUCGUCCCCGCUGUCGAAGAUUGGAAUCGAAAUCACCGACUCGGCGUACGUCGUGUGCUCUAUGCGCAUCAUGACCCGCAUGGGUUCGGAAGUGCUGGACAAACUGUCUAACAACUCGGACUUCAUCCGGUGUCUGCAUUCGGUUGGAACACCCGCCAACGGUAAGAUUGCCGUACCGUCCUGGCCAUGCGAUCCCGAGCGUACCAUCAUCUUGCACAAGCCCGCCAACAACGAGAUCGUGUCGUACGGUUCCGGCUACGGCGGAAACUCACUGCUCGGCAAGAAAUGCUUUGCCCUGCGCAUCGGCAGCACCAUUGCCCAGCGGGAAGGAUGGCUGGCAGAGCAUAUGCUCAUCCUUGGCAUCACCGACCCGAACGGUGUGAAGAAAUACAUUGCGGCCGCAUUCCCGUCCGCCUGUGGCAAAACGAAUCUCGCCAUGAUGAACCCGACCCUGUCCGGCUACAAGAUCGAGUGUGUCGGUGAUGACAUCGCCUGGAUGAAGUUUGACUCGAAGGGCCAGCUGCGGGCAAUCAAUCCGGAGAACGGUUUCUUCGGCGUUGCCCCGGGAACGUCGAACGAAACGAACCCCAACGCUAUGGACACGAUCUACAAGAACACCAUCUUCACGAACGUCGCCUCCACAUCCGAUGGUGGCGUGUACUGGGAGGGAAUGGAGAAGGAAGUCUCCCCCGAUGUGGAGAUCACCGACUGGCUGGGCAAUCCCUGGAAGUUGGGUGAAUCGAAAACUCCUGCGGCGCAUCCCAACUCCCGCUUCUGUGCUCCCGCCGGCCAGUGUCCGAUCAUCGAUCCGGCCUGGGAAGAUUCGGAAGGUGUCCCAAUUUCUGCCAUCCUGUUCGGUGGACGUCGCCCACAGGGUGUGCCGCUGGUGUAUGAGGCCAACUCGUGGUCGCACGGUGUCUUCAUCGGUUCGUCUAUGCGCAGUGAAAGCACUGCCGCUGCGGAACACAAGGCCAAAGUCAUCAUGAACGAUCCGUUCGCGAUGCGACCAUUCUUCGGCUACAACUUCGGCGACUAUCUGAAGCACUGGUUGAGCAUGGAGAAGCGUGCCACCGUCGCCGGAGGUCAUGCGCCAAAGAUUUUCCACGUCAACUGGUUCCGCAAGGAUGCGAACGGCAAGUUCCUUUGGCCCGGAUUCGGUGAGAACAGCCGAGUGCUCGAAUGGAUCCUGCACCGCAUUGACGAUGCCGACUGCUACCGGGAUACACCGAUCGGCCGUGUGCCGACGGAAGGUUCGCUCAACCUGGACGGGCUAAGCAGUCCGGUCAACGAGCGGGAGCUAUUUUCCAUUCCGAAAGACUUCUGGCUGCAGGAGGUGGAAGAGGUUAAGCAGUACUACGACAACCAGCUGCCUCAGGAUCUGCCGGUGGAGAUUGCCACCGAGCUGGAACAGCUGAAAAAUCGCAUUGAGAAGAUGUAAGCCAUGCACUGAUUAAAUGACAAAGCCAAGACAACCACUAUUAUUUAAGUGAGCUGAAGAGAUUAGGACCGACCUACCGUACUGGCAGGGGUUUAUUGACCAGGGCCACGCGGUAAUGCGGCACAGGGACCGAGCAGUAAGUCAAGAGUCUUUAGGUGUAGAUAUUUUGUAUUAAACAAUGUAAGGCAUAUUUUUAACUUUUCCCCCUUAUAGUAAGUAUUGUGAUAGAUGAAGUAAGAAGAGUAAUUGAAGAGCGGGUUUGGUUUUACGAAAACGCAGACCCGCCAAUCUGCUAACCUGGAGCAAACUAAUUGUACGACAGCUAUGAGAAUCAACAAUAAAAAAAGACAAUAAUUUAUAAAUCA
Molecule: messenger RNA, 2636 nt
Organism: Anopheles stephensi (Asian malaria mosquito)
Lineage: Eukaryota; Metazoa; Arthropoda; Insecta; Diptera; Culicidae
Gene: Pepck1
Product: phosphoenolpyruvate carboxykinase [GTP]
Exons: 3
Coding region: 319-2271 (650 amino acids)
Biological process (GO): gluconeogenesis; hepatocyte differentiation; propionate catabolic process
Cellular component (GO): cytosol
Molecular function (GO): manganese ion binding; GTP binding; phosphoenolpyruvate carboxykinase (GTP) activity
Source: RefSeq, a predicted model, not a curated record